This is a messenger RNA of Parnassius apollo (apollo), 651 nucleotides long. The record is from the annotation of a GenBank genome assembly. NCBI's taxonomy places the organism in Eukaryota, Metazoa, Arthropoda, Insecta, Lepidoptera, Papilionidae.
AUGGCGUUUGCUGGGACAAAUGUCAGUUUGUCCCAGCCGGAUAUAACGCAAAAACUGACGGAGCGCAUAGAUGAUCUGAAGCAGAGAAUCGCUGCUUGGGGAAAGCGGAUUCGGCGAUAUACCGAGAGGUCGACACGGUUCAACCAGAAUCGUCUCUUCCAGAGUGAUCAGAAGAGGCUCUAUAAAUCAUUGGAGCGACCAAUGGUAAGUGGAACGGGUCCAGCACCGAAUCAGGCCGACACUGUAGCAUUCUGGCGCGGCCUGUGGUCAGAGCCCAUAAACCACAGCGAGGGCCCUUGGACGGAAGUUGUGGCGAGUCAGUGUGCGGGUAUUACGCCCAUGGACCCCGUCAUCAUAACGCCGGAGGACGUAGCUGAGGCGGUUCGUAGGGCCCCGAACUGGAAAAGUCCGGGGCUUGACGGGCUGCAUCACUACUGGCUGAAGGGGUUCAUGGUGUGUCACUCUGUGCUCGCCCGACAGUUUCAAGAGGCUCUCAACCAGAAGUCGCUCCCAAGCCUCUUCACUACUGGGAUCACUCAUUUAGUUCCUAAAGACCAGGGUACCACAGACCCGAGCAAAUACCGCCCCAUCACGUGUCUACCGACCAUAUACAAGACACUAACAUCCAUUUUGAGCGCGAGAAUCACUUGA